Messenger RNA from Blepharisma stoltei, 1737 nucleotides. The record is from the annotation of a GenBank genome assembly. NCBI's taxonomy places the organism in Eukaryota, Ciliophora, Heterotrichea, Heterotrichida, Blepharismidae.
AUGGCAGAAGAAGUCAAGGCUAAUGGUGCUUUAAGUGCGCAAGCUGAAGAACUAAAAACUCAAGGCAAUCAGAAAUUCAAAGAAGCUCAUUUCUCAGCUGCCAUUGACUUGUACACACAAGCUCUAGAGCUGGUCCCUUCCGCAAUCCUUUUCUGCAAUCGAUCUGUGGCUCAUCUCAAGCUAGAAAACUAUGGAUACGCGGAAGCAGAUGCCACUCGAGCUAUCGAAUGUGAUCCUACCUACAUAAAAGGCUACUACCGCCGUGGCUCUGCUUUCUUUGCAAUGGGAAAAUUUAAGCAGGCAAUCAAAGAUCUAAAAACAGUCUGCAAGAUCGUGCCAAAUGACCGUGACGCUAAGACCAAGCUUGCGACAGCCCAAAAAGAACUCAGGGCUAUUUUAUUUGCUGAGUGUUUGGAACGAGAAACCCCGCCUCCACUGAACCCAGAAAAUAUUAUUGUCCCUGACUCAUAUCAAGGGCUUCACCUGCCUGACGUUGUAACUGAGAGCUGGGUGGUUAAUUUGAUGCAAGAAUUCAAGGAUCAGAAAAAAUUGCACAAAAAAUACGUGGUCAUGAUAUUACUAACUCUCCCCUUUCCGUGAGUGAACAAAACAAUUAGAAAAUCCCUAUUUCGCCCCUCCUUGAGCGGACAAAUUUUUUUUUUAAAAAAAAAAAAUUGAUAUAUAAGUGAUAAAUAGUAAAAUCUAUAGCUAAUUCUGUUUAAUUUUUUUAAAAAUAUUAAAUUGAUAUUUGCUUUCCAAUUUUUGCGAAUUAGGAUUUUUUUAAAAUUUCGAAAAAAAAAAUUUCUAUAAAAUUUAUAUAUAAAUUUUUUUUAAAAAAAAUUUAACCCCUUCCAAGCAUUUUUUGUUCACUCACGGAGGGGGGGAAUAAGAAUUAGAGAAAUUUUGUCAAGAUAUACGUCUCUGGUAUAUGUGAAUAUCCCAGAUAAUGACGAAAUUACAGUCUGUGGCGAUGUGCAUGGGCAGUAUUACGACUUAAUGAACAUUUUCCAAGUCAACGGGAGGCCGAACAUAGACAACCCUUACUUGUUUAACGGUGAUUUUGUGGACAGAGGCUCCUUUUCUGUAGAAGUCAUUUUGACGCUUUUUACUUGGAAACUCUGCUACCCCAAUCAUUUCCACCUGACAAGAGGAAAUCACGAGUCAAAAAACAUGAACAAGAUGUAUGGAUUUGAAGGAGAAGUAAUGGCUAAAUACGAUGCUGAAGUAUAUGACCUUUUUAGCAAUGUUUUCUGCUAUUUACCAUUAGGCGCUGUUUUAAAUAAUAAAGUCCUAGUGGUCCAUGGAGGUCUUUUUGCACAGGACGGAAUCAAGCUUGCAGAUAUUGAUAAUACAGACAGAGUCCGAGAGCCACCAGAAUCAGGAAUUAUGUGUGAUAUCCUAUGGAGUGACCCUAUAAAACUAAACGGUAGACAUCCUAGCAAACGCGGAACCAGCAUUAACUUCGGCCCAGACGUUGCCCAUGCCUUUUUGAACGAAAAUGGUCUCGAUAUCCUUGUCAGAUCUCACGAGGUCAAAGAAGAAGGCUACGAAGUCGAAGCUAAUGGCAGAGUUAUCACGAUUUUCAGUGCUCCAAACUACUGUGACCAAAUGGGAAACAAAGGCGCCUUUAUCAGGUUCAAAGGAAGCGAAAUGAAGCCUAAAUUCACCCAAUUUUCGGCAGUUCCUCAUCCAAACAUCCCAGCGAUGAAUUAUGCUAGACAAUUUAUGUUUAGUUAA